CGAGCGGCCAGAGGGCGUGGCCGUCCCUGGGGCGCGGGCGCGGGCGGAGGUGCUGCGGUGCUGCUGGGGCUACGGCAACCGUCCAUCGCCAGCUCUGACCCCGCGGCGUGUGCAGGGGCGAGCGACGGGCGGCGGGCCGCUGUCCGGCCGGGACCCUACCACCGCUCCCUGCGACCGGGCCGGGCCUUCCCGAGGUUGUCCGAGACCGGGAUCGCCCCUCGAGGCGGCGGGACAUCGUGGGCGGGAGCGCGCUGGGGCCAUGCUCGCGCCCCAGGCAGCCGAUUUGUGACUGGCUUUUAGACGUUCCCACGACGUGUCCCCCCUCGCCUUUCUCCGAGUGCCCGCUCUGCAAACACCUCUCUAUCCGUGGGCCGGGCGAGAGCAGGCUCGCUCUGGCGGCUUUUGGGGAGAAGCCCUGUGGGUGGCUCCCCCUUGACACACGUACACAAAGAAAUACUGGAAUCUGAGACUUCAGGCCCCAGAGAAAUUGCACACGGCCAGAAGGGGGCGAUGGCUGUGGCCCUGGGUUGUGCAAUCCAGGCUUCCUUGAAUCAGGGCUCUGUGUUUCAAGACUAUGACGCGGACUGUGAAGUCUUCCGCCAGCGCUUCAGGCAGUUCCAGUACAAAGAAGCAGCCGGGCCUCAUGAAGCCUUCAACAAACUCUGGGAGCUCUGCUGUCAAUGGCUCAAGCCAAAGAUGCGCUCUAAGGAACAAAUCCUGGAGCUGUUGGUGUUGGAGCAGUUCCUAACCAUCCUGCCCACAGAGAUAGAGACCUGGGUGAGGGAACAUUGCCCAGAGAAUAGAGAAAGAGUUGUGUCGCUGAUAGAAGACUUACAGAGAGAGCUUGAGAUUCCAGAUCAGCAGAUCGAUAGGCAGGAAAUGCUCUUGGAAGAACUGGCACCGGUGGGAACGGCACACGUACCACCAAACAUCCACCUGGAGUCACCCCCACUCCAAGUAAUGGGACCUGCCCCGGAGGGCCCAGUGGCAGAGCCUUGGAUCCCACAGGCAGGGCUGCAGGAGCUGAGCUAUGGUGCCGCUGAGGAGUGCCAGCCCUUCCUGGACCCCGGGUAUCCACUACCAAAGCUGGACGUGAACUUUUCAUUGGAGCCUCGAGAAGAGGCAUGGGUGAAGGAACUACAAGAUUCCAAAGAAAUGAAACAGUUACUUGACUCCAAGAUAGGUUUUGAGAUGGGGAUAGAAAAUGAAGAAGAUCCUUCAAAACAGAAAAAACUGGAGAAUAUGUAUCCAUUUAUUGUUACUUUAGAGGGGAAUGCUCUCCAUGGGCCCAUUUUGCAAAAAGACUAUGUACAGUUGGAAAAUCAGUGGGAAAGUCCCCCGGAGGAUCUGCAGACAGAUUUAACAAAACUGAUAGAUCAUCCGAACCCCUCUGCAGGAGAGAAACCUGAGAAUUCCAACUUAGAAGAGCCUCUCGACCCCAGACCCCAGAAGAAAAAGAGUCCAGGGGACAAACCUCACCGAUGCCCUCAGUGUGGAAAAUGCUUUGCGCGGAAGUCGCAGCUUACAGGGCACCAGAGAAUUCACUCUGGAGAGGAACCGCAUAAAUGCCCUGAGUGUGGAAAAAGAUUCCUUCGUAGUUCAGACCUUUAUAGACACCAACGGCUUCAUACCGGGGAGAGGCCCUACGAAUGCACUGUGUGUAAAAAGCGAUUCACUCGACGGUCGCACCUUAUAGGGCACCAGAGAACGCAUUCUGAAGAGGAAACCUACAAAUGUCUUGAGUGUGGGAAAAGCUUUUGUCAUGGAUCGAGUCUCAAAAGACAUCUGAAAACUCAUUCGGGUGAAAAACCUCACAGAUGUCACAGUUGUGGGAAAAGUUUCAGUAGACUGACAGCUCUUACUUUGCAUCAGAGAACUCACACCGAAGAGAGACCUUUUAAAUGUAAUUACUGUGGGAAAAGCUUUAGACAGAGACCGAGCCUUGUUAUUCAUUUAAGAAUUCACACAGGGGAGAAGCCAUACAAGUGUAGUCACUGUUCUAAAAGCUUCAGGCAGAGGGCAGGCCUUAUUAUGCACCAGGUCACUCACUUUAGAGGACUUCUUUAAGAAUCUUGAAGAGAACAGGUUCCCACAGAGAUUGACACUAACUAAAAAAAAAAAAAAAAGUUAACCAACAGCAGCCUGUUUGCCUUGGAAGAAUCUUUUUGUUUGAGCUUAUGAGAACAGGUUUUAAAAACUAUUUAAAAAGCCCUUCUUCCAAAGUAUAUGAAUUCUAGACUAUCUGUCUACUCUUGCAACAUUCCCAGAUUUGAUUUAUGCUGUCUCUCUUCCUUUUUUUUUUUUUUUUUACAAUGAAAUGUUUUGUGUCCUAAGCCAACUAUGUCAUAGAUAUAAGCAUAAAGCAUAGAAUUGAUGACAAUCCUUUUCAGAGUAGGGUCAGUAUGAUGGAUGAUCAUGUCUAUCAACAUAACUACUAAAGCAGCACCAUAAUUAUUCUGCUGUCAUUACAAAAGGGGAUGAUGUUCGUGCAAAGCUUUAUAUGUGUCCUCUAAGUAGUAAGCAAGGAGACAGUGUGUUUUGUCAAAUAAUAAAAAUGUGUCGAGAACACAUUUGCCUGGUAAGAACUGGGUUAUUGCCAUUGAGAUUGUUUAUGUCGAAGGAAAUUAAGAUUUUAACCUUUACUUAUGAAUUUUUGCAAAGUUUGCUAGUCUGUUUAGUUGGCGGUCUGGGGUGAUGCUGCUUAGAGCUGAGUAUCAACUUGAUGAUUUAUUUUGUUCACAGAAUAACUAAGCUCUUUGUGGAAGAAUCCCUUGGACAAUUGAUGUCAUACAAGUAGAAUCUAACUUAAUUUAGAUUGCGAAACCAGUGUCUGUGGCUUUUUACUGUCCUUUGGUAUUCACCGAUGUGUCUCUCCGUGCUUUUAAGAUUUUGCCCAUUCUUUAAUUCAGUGUCCCCCUAACCGUGUGUCAUAGAGCACUUAGUUCUACAAGAUAUUUUACAAAUAAGUUCGGGAAUCCCUGCUGUCUCCACUUUUCUAGAUACACAAUGCACAUCAGCAUACAAGGAUCUCUGAGAGGUCCUCCGGUAAAGGCAGAAAAAGCACCUCUUUUGGCUGAGUGUUUUCUAAACUUAUUUGACGCCCAGAACCCUUUUUCAUGUAUACCCGGUAAUAACCCACAGAACUAGUAUUCUGCAAACAUUGCUUGGAACACACUGCCUUUAACCAUUUCUAUAGCUAUCAGUAUAGUUUUGUUGCUCCCAAGCCUAGUUAUCUUCAGUUGUUUCAAGGGUGUUAUGAAAAAUUCUUUACGUAUAUACAUUUUUUUUUUAUAUAACACACACAUCAUUUUAAGGAGGUGAGGGUCACCAAUCGAGAUAAUUUAUCAGUCGUUCAGUGAUUCUCAACCUCUUUGAAUUUUACUUAUAAUCACACACGCAUAUUGCUACUUAUAUAAACGUUGUAUAAUCGUGGUAAGGACUCAAAUUCCUGUAGCAAGGGAGGCACUCUCUUUGUCAGUUAUAGCUGUUAAUACAUGAAAAUAUUCAUUCAGCCUAGUUCCUUGUUAUAAAAUACAAGAAGUAGGACAUUCAAGUAUUUUCCCUUUAUGAAGACACCAGUCAUUCUUUCCCUAAACUAGGAGUAGGGAAAGUGUAUUUUGUUCUAUUCCACUGAAGUUCUCGGAAGUGAUGUUGAAAAUAAGUAUUUCGGGGGCAAGUACUCUGUGCCUAAUUGGUCCUGUUCUAGGCUUAAUGGAAACUAGUAAAGACAUGAAUCCGUGAGUCCGGUUCAUAAGGAGUUUAUAGUAUCGUUAGUUAAACAAGAGUUGGGAAAUAAAUGGAGAACAAUGCAAGAGAGUUUGUAAUUAAGUGCCAAAGCGUAUCACGUGCUACAGCCAGGACGUAUCUUUAAUUCCUGUCAUCCAGGUCCCUGUAUGAUGCUGCUAUAAGUGUGGAGUUAAAAUUGACAUCCCAGUAGCAAUAAACAUGUAACACAGGAGGAGUCUGAAUGUAGAGAUGAAAAAUACGGAAUGUAAUGGCUUCUCUUUUCUCUCUUGUGGACUUGCAUUCAAACCAGAACAGUGCCUUAGAAUGGAUGUGCCCAACUGCUCUGUAUCUAUGCAAUAUUUUAAUAAAGUGGAAAUGUGUAUGCUC
This is a messenger RNA of Acinonyx jubatus (cheetah), 4113 nucleotides long. It is a transcript of the gene ZNF449, whose product is annotated as zinc finger protein 449. Gene Ontology annotation, molecular function: RNA polymerase II cis-regulatory region sequence-specific DNA binding; DNA-binding transcription factor activity, RNA polymerase II-specific. NCBI's taxonomy places the organism in Eukaryota, Metazoa, Chordata, Mammalia, Carnivora, Felidae. Gene Ontology annotation, biological process: regulation of transcription by RNA polymerase II. The record is from RefSeq and is a predicted model, not a curated record. Bases 511 to 2067 code for a protein of 518 amino acids. The transcript is spliced from 5 exons.